UAUCAAGUCUGGAGAAGUUAAUUUUUUCUUUGGAGUUCUUUUAUGGAGCGAGCGGGACGAAUUGCAAGCGAAUCCUGAGGCGACAUUUGUUGCUUCCGCCGCUGAAGAAGCCAUUUCUCAGUAUAAUCAACUGCAGCAACUUAGCAAUGUCGCUCCGUAGAUGCCUUCUCACGCGAUCAAAGUCCUGUUGUCGAUUGGCUUUCCGAGAUGGUAAAGGGAGAGGGCCAUCAGAUUGAUAAUUUUUCUCUUGAGGUAUCAGUUCCUUCGAUCAUUCUGGAGAAAUGAGAAGCUUGUUUGGUAACCGAAGACUUUAGGAAAGUGAAAAGAGAAAAUGCUGUAUUUGAAAAGAUAGAGGAGGUGGUUUGCUCUAUCUCUUUGGGCAAAGGAUGCAUUAAAAAUCUGUAUAACAAAGCCUCUUGAGACUUUCCGUUAUGCAGGAUUGUAAAUCUAGUUCAGGUGGUUUUCGCAUCCGUUUAACUUAUAGUCAUCCUAAAGCUUCAAACGGCAAUGAUAAUUCCAUCAAAAGAAACCAGAACGGUUGCAAGAUGACAAAAAUUGCUGGCAAUGAUGAACCCUCGGAUAUUUCAAAUUGUAACGCCAAUUCUGUCGUUGAUGAUUGUUUCAACCCUUCACAAGAAGCUGAAUUUCCUCAAGAAAAGAUCGGUGAACCAUACCAUUGGGCUCAAAUUGUUAUAGGACUUCUAUAUACUUGGAUCGUUUCGUAUUCAAGAAAUGUGAGUCAAACACGAUGGGUAGUUGGUGGUGAGAGAAUGGGAGAAGCAUCGGUCGAGGAGAUUCUAGGCAACAAUAUUCUUCCCCUGUGUCGAGGUGAUAGUUACAAGUUCCAUGCAGCUGGUAGAGAAGAUCUCGAUGUACUGGAAAUCUUAUUUCACUCAAGUGACAAAUGGUUGGCGUAAGAAAUCUGAAAGUUGAAGGGAGCGAGGGUUGGGCAUUGGUGCAAGAAGAGGGACAGCAGAGAAUCAGGUUUUCUCCGUGAACAAUCUUUUUGUUGAUUACAAUUACUAAGUUUUAUUGAAUUAUAAUAUGGAACGAGUCUUGUGCUUAUUGGUGAAAUGAAAGGUCUGCCUUCUGUAUUGGUCAUUCUUUAUGAAUCAUGCAGAAGCAAUAUGCUGCACUUGUGUGGACAUCUCGCCCACUUGAGGACGACAAUUUAUUUGUCAAUAUCAUCAUUCAUUACAUUUUAGUUGCAUAUGUAAACCUGGGUCCUGUUUGAGAUUUUCAUAAGCAUCUUUAGUUAAGAUAUCGGGAGCUGUA
This is a messenger RNA of Cucurbita maxima (winter squash), 1275 nucleotides long. RefSeq lists its product as uncharacterized. Gene Ontology annotation, molecular function: pseudouridine synthase activity. Gene Ontology annotation, biological process: tRNA pseudouridine synthesis. The coding region runs from base 432 to 917 and encodes 161 amino acids. The transcript has 9 exons. The record is from RefSeq and is a predicted model, not a curated record. NCBI's taxonomy places the organism in Eukaryota, Viridiplantae, Streptophyta, Magnoliopsida, Cucurbitales, Cucurbitaceae.